Molecule: messenger RNA, 720 nt
Organism: Teleopsis dalmanni
Lineage: Eukaryota; Metazoa; Arthropoda; Insecta; Diptera; Diopsidae
Product: fat-like cadherin-related tumor suppressor homolog
Exons: 2
Coding region: 28-720 (230 amino acids)
Biological process (GO): homophilic cell-cell adhesion
Cellular component (GO): catenin complex; plasma membrane
Molecular function (GO): calcium ion binding; cadherin binding
Source: RefSeq, a predicted model, not a curated record
GAUUUAAAUGAUAAUAUACCGCAAUUUAUGGAAUCAAUUACAUCUUGUAAGUUGUUUAAAAAUGCAGUGAAAGGACAAUUUGUAACGAUGAUAAAAGCACAUGACUUAGAUCUUAGUAAUGAAAGCCUUUUCUACAAAAUAUUAGACGGAAACAACUUACAAAACUAUGAUAUAAACAACAAGUCUGGCAUUAUAAGAAUAAAUAGCCUUCAUAGGUAUUCUCAAAACUAUCAAACAGCUCUGAAUGUAUCUGUUUCAGACGGCAUCCACACUUCAUAUUCAAGAGUUGAUAUUGUUAUCUACGAUGAAAAUUCAGAAGAGCCCUAUUGUGAAAAACUUGUAUAUGAAAUAAAUGUCAUGGAAAAUCAAAAUCCUGGAAUUAAUAUUUUAAAGAUAACAGCGGUGGAUCCGGAUUGUCCAAAACAUCCAAAAUUAUCAUUUAAAAUUUUAUCGAGAGAAAUGAAUGAAAUCUUUAAUAUAUCAAAAAGUAGUGGUUCAAUAAGUACUAAUUAUAUGUUUAAUCGAGAGGAAAGGAUGUAUUAUGAUUUUUUUGUCGAAGUUAGCGAUGUUGGGAGAAAAUCUGGCUUUUGUUUAGUGAAAGUAACAGUUGAUGACGAAAAUGACAAUUCACCGAUUUUUUCUGCCCUAGAGUACAAAGCAUCGGUCAAAAUGAAUACUCCUUCAAACACUACAUUAUUCAGGGUGAGUACACGUACUUAA